CGACGCUACAACAUAGCGACAGCGAACGAGGUCGCUAUCGUUUACGUCGGGGAUGAGGAGGAUAUACCAGGAAAUCGGCUCUUGGUGGUGCACGAAACCACGGGCAAUUUACGCGUUAUUAGUUAUCUCGACAAGUUGUGCGAUCCUCUGACUUAUCCGCUGCUGUUCCCGUCGGGAGGAGAAGGGUGGCAUCCUCUCUUGAAUAAGCACAAUGCCAAUCCGACUGGCCGGACCCGCCUAACUCAGAAGGAAUAUUACUCCUAUCUUCUGUUUACAAGAGAUACCUUCUUCAACCCCCUACACCACGCCGGAAAAUUAUUCCAGCAAUUUAUUGUCGAUAGUUGGUUGAAAAUCGAGAUGAACCGCAUCAACUACAUACGACAAAACCAACGUCAACUUCGGCUCGAUACCGUUCAAGGUCUAGAAGAUUACAUGCUGAGUGACAACGUCAACGACGGCCCGCCAGGCCGCCGAGUGAUUUUGGCUGCGUCGUUCACCGGCAGUCCUCGAUACAUGAUUGCUCAAUACCAGGAUGCAAUGAGCAUUGUUGCCAGAUACGGUAAACCCGAUUUAUUCAUAACGUUCACCUGCAACCCGAAGCGGCCCGAGAUCGAGAACAACCUCUGUCCGGGCCAACGCGCCUCGGAUAGACCCGAUCUGAUAGCCCGGGUGUUCAACUUAAAAGUGAAGAGCCUAUGCCAUGAGGUGAUUAAGAAACAGGUAUUCGGUUCCGUCGCGGCCUUCAUCUAUGUCAUCGAAUUCCAGAAGCGUGGGCUCCCGCACAUGCACAUGUUGCUCACUCUGGAAAAUGAUUUCAAGCUUCGUACAGGUGCCGAUGUCGAUUCAAUCAUAAGCGCGGAAUUUCCUGAUCCUCACGAAUCUCCUGUGCUCCACAAUAUCAUUUCUUCUUGCAUGAUCCAUCGUCCAUGUGGUAGAGCUAACCCAAGUUCUCCCUGUAUGGUCAAUGUGAUGUGCUCGAAGCAUUAUCCCAAAGCCUUUCGGAACGACACCUCGAUAUACACCACAGGCUAUCCGGAAUAUCGACGCCGACAGGACGGACGAAAGAUUGUUUGUCAAGGCCAGGAGAUGGACAACCGGUCUGUGGUACCUUACUUACCCUACCUCUCAUUGCUCUACAACGCUCACAUUAAUGUCGAGGUUUGCGCCCUCAUACAUGCUAUCAAAUACCUGUUCAAAUACGUAUAUAAAGGUCCUGAUAGAGCGCGGAUCCGUCUGAAUAGUGCCACCGAUCAAGGACCUCACGACGAAAUCAAUUCUUAGUGGGACACACGUUAUGUGUGCGCACCAGAAGCAGCGCAUCGGAUACUCGGCUUCUCUAUGAGUGAUCGAAGCGACUGUGUGAUGAGACUGCAGGUUCACCUCCCAGGUUUCGAAACCGUCCGGUUUGAGCCAGGCUCCGAAGGACAAGCACUCCAAGAUGCCGUGAAUAGGCUGUCAACCUUGACAGCUUUUUUCAAGGAGAACAAAAGGUGUCAAGACAUUGAGAAUGACCAAGGAACCUUUCCUGCCAACCUACUCGAUUCCCGCCGAUUUCGCUACAACGAGAUGCCCGAAAAGUACACUUUCAGACAUCAAUGUUGGCAUCCGCGUAAACGCGCAGGAGAUCGUACAAUCGGACGCAUGUACUUUGUGAGCCCGCAAGAUCACGAGCGUUUCGCUCUACGUCUUCUUCUGUUGUACGGCACUGGCUUCACAUCCUUCCUCGAUGUACGAACUGUCGGCGGCGUCCUUCACCCAACCUUCGUCGAAGCCGCCAGAGCCAAUGGUUAUUUGCAAGACGAUUCGUUCUUCAGAAGUAGCCUGCAAGAAGCUGCCGGUCUCAGCAUGCCUUCACAAUUGAGGGGGUUCUUCGUGGCCCUGAUAAUGUUUGCCGAACUCCAUCCACCUCGCUCGCUGGAGCUUUGGCACGAAUUCAAACUUCAUUUCAUGGAAGAUUAUCUUCAUGCAGGACUGACUGAACAAGUCGCGGAAUCAAAAGCCUUCUACGACAUAGCACAACGCUUAUCGGACUUCGGAAAAGAUUAUCGCCUAAGCCUCCCUUGUUAUUUCAUCGACGGUCCUGCUGGGAGCGGCAAAACUUUCGUUUACACAACCAUCUAUCACUUGGCGACAGCCAACGGUUUGACCGUCAUGAAUGUAGCUUGGACAGGAAUUGCUGCGAAUCUUCUGCCCGACGGUCGAACAGUAACUUCAACGUUCCGUUUGAAUGUCCACGACAACAGCAAGUCAUCCAACAUGAAACGUCAAUCGAAAGAAGCUCAGGCGCUCCGCUCCGUCGACAUCAUCAUCUGGGACGAAGCAGCGAUGGCCCCGAGAACAGCUCUCGAAUCUGUCGACCAAUUACUCCAGGACAUAAUGCAGAGCACGGAGGUGUUUGGAGGCAAGAUUCUGAUUCUCGGCGGAGACUUCCGCCAAAUUUUGCCCGUUGUAGAGAGAGGCUCACGUGCUCAGAUUGUGGAUGCUUGCUUGAAAAGCAGCCCUUUAUGGCGACUUUUCCAACCGUUCCAACUACGACAAAACAUGCGUGCCCGAGGUGACGACUUAUCCUUCCGUGAAUGGCUACUGGACAUAGGCGAUGGACGCUCACCCCCCGAUAUGCCGGUUCCAGUCGAUAUGCGAUGCCGAGGGAACUUGGCCGACGACAUCUUCGAGGGAAUUUCUGACCAGAAUCACGAUAUAGACUUCACUGAAGUUACCAUCCUCACUCCUCUCAAUGCGACAGCUCGCAAACUCAACGAAUACAUUCUCGAUAAACUUCCUGGCCUCAGAAGAACAUAUCUGAGCGAAGACGAGGCGAUGAUUGACGACCCCAGCGACGCCCUGAAUUUCCCUACUGAGUUCUUGAACCGACUUACUCCAACCACUCUCCCUCCACAUGAGCUUCAUCUAAAGGCUGGAAGUAUCGUCAUGCUGCUAAGGAAUUUGAAUGUGCGGAACGGUCUCUGCAAUGGUACGCGACUCAUCGUUACCGAACUUCACCAACGAAUAAUCGUUUGCAAAUUCGCCACAGGGCCGAAAAAGGACUCUUCUGUGAUUCUACCUCGCAUCGAUUGCUACCAUUCUCAUCAUACGCUGCCAUUCCGACUCCGCCGCAGACAAUUCCCAAUCCGCCUCAGUUUUUCUAUGACCAUUAACAAAUCACAGGGUCAAUCUUUCUCGCGGGUCGGGAUUGAUCUGAGCGACAUGAUUUUCUCUCACGGACAGCUUUAUGUUGCAUUGUCCCGAGCAAGAAGCCGCAGCGGCGUGGUCAUCUCCUCUCCGGAAAAUCGCAUGCGUAAUAUCGUCUACGAUGAAGUUUUCAAGUAA
This is a messenger RNA of Galendromus occidentalis (western predatory mite), 3327 nucleotides long. RefSeq lists its product as uncharacterized. Gene Ontology annotation, biological process: DNA repair; telomere maintenance. The record is from RefSeq and is a predicted model, not a curated record. NCBI's taxonomy places the organism in Eukaryota, Metazoa, Arthropoda, Arachnida, Mesostigmata, Phytoseiidae. The transcript has 2 exons. Gene Ontology annotation, molecular function: DNA helicase activity.